Molecule: messenger RNA, 2085 nt
Organism: Trichoderma asperellum CBS 433.97
Lineage: Eukaryota; Fungi; Ascomycota; Sordariomycetes; Hypocreales; Hypocreaceae
Source: RefSeq, a predicted model, not a curated record
AUGGACGAUGCUGUAAACGAAGAUGCGGUGAGCACGACAAUCCUGGAAGCUGGUGAAAGCGCUGUGAGCGAAGCGGGCGACUAUUUCGCUGAUGAGGAUGAACCGUUGAGAGGGCCUUCUGAUGUAUUUACCACGAUCCAUCGAGUGCGAGCCCUCAUCAUCGCUAGCAUUGAGGAUCCUUAUACAUCCAAGCAACUGACCAGCCCGCGCAUCAAUACCCUCGUGGUCCGCCCACUGGUAGACAGGCUCUAUGAUCCUGAUGACACCUCCAUAGAAAACCCAAAAGUCGUCUUAGAUCACCAUGGCUCACACUGCAACCCUUUGUUUCCCUUAGUAUACUGCCUCCUCGCCAACCGCGUCCAAUUCCUCAAAGAGCAAACCGCCGCCAAGCACCAGAGCGUCAGCCGCGCGCGCGCCACCCUCUGCGAAGUCGUCGCCACCAAGAUCCUGCGCAAGCUCCACGAGGACAACGCGCCCGAGAAGUCGGGCUCCGCCGGCCUGCUGCGCCUGGCCAACGUCCUCGUCCAAGGGUUUGACCCCUUCUCGGGCGCCCCCGAAGAUGUUGCCCGCGUCGGCAGAUACGCGCACUGGCCGGUGCAGGAGCGCGGCGGCAACGAGGGGAAACUCACGGCACUGGAGCUGGCGAUUCUCUCGGAGAGCAAGGCGCUGAUGAGCUCGCCGGCGUGCCUGCGGGUGAUGAAUGCCGUGUACGAGGGCCAGGUGGUGUAUACGCCGAUAUCGUUUGUGGAUAUCUUGCCGGAUCAUUACAAGUACCACCCUGUGUCGUUGUAUGAUCCGCGCAAGGCUCCUCUGCUGAACCACUAUCGGUUGAUUGUGCCAAAGUGGAGGAGCUUGCUCGAGUCUGUGCAGUUCAUGAUACUGCUGGGGCUGUACAUUCUGACCAUGGUGAAUCGAAGCAACCCGUCUUCCCUCAGACUGUACGAGAGCCUAUUUGCCGUGUAUACGGCAGGAUGGAUUCUAGACGAAUUCGCGGCCAUCAUCGAACAUGGAUGGGCGGUUCAUGCUCAGAAGACGUGGUCAUUCUUGGACGUGACCUUUACCAUCAUCUUUUGCGCUUAUCUCUCUGUGCGGCUCUACGAUGUCUGGAUCUCCGUCGCCCAUAGCUUGGAUGGCACAGACUCUCUGGCGCUGCAUAUCCUAUGCGUUGCAGCGCCGGUACUGCUCACCCGAUUCGCAUUCAGCCUCAUGCCGGACAACAUUGUCUUCAUCUCGCUGCACGCCAUGAUGAAGGAUUUUCUCAUGCUGACAUUCCUCACGCUGUGGUGCGUGGGAGGCUUCUUCCUAGCACUGCAGUGGCUCCUGAUGACCAGCCAAGGCUCAGAGCCCAAAUGGUACACCGUCGCCAAGUGGCUUCUAUGGAUCUGGUUCGGGCUUGACGGCACGGGCAUCCAAGAGUCUGUCCAGUUCCACGUCGUCCUCGGCCCCGCGCUGAUCGUGGCAUUUGCCUUCUUGGGAAACACGCUGUUCCUGACGAUCCUGGUCGCCGUGCUGACCAACACCUUCUCACGCAUCGUGGACGCCGAAGCCGCCGAGAUCCAGUUCCGCCGAGCCGUGCUCACGUUUGAGUGCGUGAGGAGCGACGCCAUCUUCGCCUAUCCGCCCCCAUCCAACAUGCUGGCCCUGAUGCUGAUGCUGCCCCUGAAGCUGCUCGUCUCUGCACACGACUUCCACUCCAUCCACGUCGCCGUCGUUCGGGUUCUUAAUUUCCCCGUCCUGCUAUUCAUCAGCCUGUACGAACGCAACUUGUUCAAAAUCGGCGAGUCAAGUCGGGGCAAGAGGUCGAGCCAGCUGCUUAGAUGGCGCUUCACCGGCUUCAACCCUCACGGCGACAUCGAAGCCGUCUUUGAAGCGGAUCCGCCGCCGGGCGUAGCGGACGAAGCUGAUGAGUUGGAUGGAUUGAGUGAGCUUGGCUUUACAGACGAUGGCAUCUCGAGAUCUUCGAGGGAGAUUAGGAGGUCCGUGGUUUUUAGGCUGAGCAAUUCGAAGAACAGAGAUGAGACGCUGGAGAUGCUGGGCAGGGGAGGCAGUCCGGGAGCAGAGGGGAUAGGAGGGUCUCAAGGGUAG